Molecule: messenger RNA, 1505 nt
Organism: Prorocentrum cordatum
Lineage: Eukaryota; Dinophyceae; Prorocentrales; Prorocentraceae
Source: the annotation of a GenBank genome assembly
AUGCUGCUCGUCGGCAACAUCGACAACACGGCCGGCUACUCCACGGGGGUGAGCCUCGGUGACCGCACGCCGAAGGACAACGAGAACUACUUCAUCUCCGGCCUGAAGGUGAUCAACUACUUCGACACGCCGGCGCUCUACGGCUGCUUCAUGACCAUGUGCACCAUCCGCGUCGAGCGGGCGGAGUGGUACAACUCCUCCGUCCGCACGUCCAGCGACGAGCUCAUAUCCGGCAUCUUCCACGACCUCGACGGAACGCUCACAGGGUAUCCGAACGGCUUCGUGUCGAUGUACACGCCCUUCAAUGAGUGGGACGGCCUGUGCCACGUCACCGACCAGCACAGGGGCGGCAUCGUGUGCGGCAAGGACGACGGCACGCUGCGCAUGCGCCGGCUCUUGGUGAGCAACCAGGAGCCUUGGCAGCUGGACCUGAACGAGCUGAUGGUGCGGACGGACGUCACCAACAGCACCAUCUCCUUCACCGUCCUGAAUCUUUAUGGCUGGGCUGUGCCUGUGGUGAGCGAGAAGGUGUACGACAUCAAGGUCGACAGCGCGAACGACUUCGAGCAGCUGACCCUCGGCUACUCAGGUACGUUUGGCUACGUCUUCGAGGAGCACGGCUGGGCCACCCGCGUCCAGCCCCAGGACGAGGGCGUCGUGGUGCACCUCAACUACUCGACCUGGCGCGACCACUUCGACGCCGAGCUCGGCGCGGGGUCGCCGGCCUGGCCGGGCGGCGAGGCGCGGGGCCAGGCGAGCAGCUGGGAGCCGACGAUGAACGACUCCUUCGGAUCUUACGCAAUGAAGCUCUGGAAGCACCACUGCGACCUCUACGACCUCACCAACGAGAGCCAGGAGAUUUGCAGCGGGGGGUACGUCAACCAGACGGGCACGGACCUCAAGCUCGACCUGGAGGAGGAGCUGGACCUGCCCCAGGUAGGGGGCCGGCUCACCACGGCCCUCUCCGCGCACAUCGACGACCCGCGGCAAGUCUGGAACACGUACUGGGCCAUGGAGUGCCCCGACUGGGGCUGCCCGGAGCCCGUGCCAUACGUGGCGCCCCUGGACCCCCUGAGGCUGUGGUCGGACGCGUCGAAGUGGCCUGGCGGUCAGCUGCCUCAGGAGGGCGACACGGUCGUCAUCAACGCCACAGAUCACGUCAUGCUCGACAUCGAGACGCCGUUGCUCCAGUGGGUGGUCAUCGAAGGGAAGUUGGAGUUCGCUCGCAACGUGAGCAGCAGGCUGAACUGCCACUCAGCGAAGGUCUGGGGUACUCUCGAGAUCGGAACCGCGGAUGACCCAAUACCUCCUGGCGUGAACGCAACGGUGGCGCUGUACGGAGAGGAGUUGGACCAGACGCCUGUCAUGGUCGAGGGCCUCUUCAUGGUCAACAAGGUGGUUGGGGUGCUCGGCACGCUCACGGCGUUCGGUGCGGACAUCGGCAGCGCGCUCUGGGCCAAGCUGAACGGCACGGUCGCGGCCGGGGCGCAGGAGCGCGCCCCGAG